Molecule: messenger RNA, 375 nt
Organism: Lolium perenne
Lineage: Eukaryota; Viridiplantae; Streptophyta; Magnoliopsida; Poales; Poaceae
Source: RefSeq, a predicted model, not a curated record
AUGGGAUUAUCUGCUGAUAUGCUGAAAGAAUCCGAUACUGGUUUCCAUGGAAUCAUCCCAACCCGACCCGCUUACCCCCUCGGUAAGAUUUCGCUAGAUGUCGUCUUCGGGACUCCAAGCAACUUCAGAAAGGAGAGGCUCGAAUUCGAGGUAGUUGAUUGGGAAUCGCAGUACCACGCUAUCCUUGGCAGGCCAGCAUUCGUGAAGUUCAUGGCAGUUCCUCAUUAUGCAUAUUUGAAGUUAAAGAUGCCAGACAACAAUGGGACAGCAUUAACCGUUCAUGGAAGCUUUUCUCGUUCUGAUAACUGCGACAGGGAAUUUCAGAAGAUCGCCUCCAAGUUUGGAGUCAGGGAGGAGCUCAACGCAAUCGAAUAA